UUUAUUGUCGAGGAUAUUGCUGCAACAAGCUAGCAGCUUCAUAAAAGAGGCGAAGUUUAAAAAAUGACCUCCACCGGCUUUAAGAGUUGGCUGACGUCCAGUUGUGGCCGUGCUGUUCAGACUUUCUCAAGGGGUAGACUUUCUAUGUGUCUGCGUGUGUGCAGGGGCAGUCAGGGAGAAAGGAACAGUCCCGGUUCCGAGUCCCCGUCAGCACAGCGCUGCCCUAGGCAGGUGUGUGUCCAGGGCCUUGAGCACACCGUGCCGUUUUCGACCACGUAACACAGCUCCGAUUGUUACGGGAAACCAGGUAGCGACGGCACCAAGGCAGCCCUUGCUCUUUGCAUUGCUGUUGGGUCCUUUACAUUGAACAGGCAGAGAGGAACUCCGCUUACUGUAUUCCAACAGACAGCAUUCAAGGUUCGACCUAGAGACGACUAGCUACUCUGCACGGUGCCUGCUCCUCCUAGUAACCCAGCUGCAUUCACAACAGCAGAGGUUUGGAGCUGUCUCCGCUUCUCAGUCCAUGGACCUACAGUCCCAGCCGCCCUGAUUGAAGAGGAAGAUGAGGAGGGGGCUGCAGGAGACUCGCCAGUCCAUACACCUACCACUGGCCCCACUCUGAGGCAAAUGGAGAUUGAAACAGCAACACAGGAGCCAGGGAUCAAUCCUGGCACUCCUGCAGGAGAGAGCAAAGACUCUGAAGCUAUGCGAGAGGAGGACACGGUCAGUGAUGUGCAAGAAAUAAACUUACCUCCUCCCAGUGAUGGAGCAAGUCCAGAAAUUCAGGAAUGGAAAGGAUUAAAAACUGUUGAGCUGAAAAUGACUGCUCCUGAAGAAACAAAAGAAAUGGAGAAGACCUCAACACCUUUGCCCACCAGUAUAACUUUUUCAGAAGGGGAAAAGGAAGAACCACCGACUGUCAUCGGUGAAGAUUUAGCACAUGAUGAUGGUCCUGAAAAAGAGGAAUUUUCAAAUGGCCCACCAAUCAUAGAACUUGGGACACCAGAGAGGCAAGCGUCACCCAUCAACGAAGAGAAGGUUGACGAAGAGGUUGAAGAUGAACAAGCAUCUUUUGAUCAAAUGGAACUGGAAUACAGAUAUCAAGCAUUAUUUGUGGAACGGCAAACAUUGAGAAACCAUAAUACCCAAGUACAGAACAAAUUAGCAGACUACUAUCGAAAGAAGAAGACAGAGGAAUCAAAGGUCGAAUUAAAGAAAGCCCACUCAGACUAUGAACAACGAUAUGUGAAGUUCAUGGACUCUCUGGCUAAAUUGCAGGCCAAGUAUAGGGAGGAGGUUGAGUCCUACCAGGAACAGAUCGCUGAUCUCUCUGCUGAAUGUGAGGAGAAGCAGCAGCUGACAGAGUAUGCGUGGAGAAUGUUCAUGUCUAGGAAGAGAUCUGUGGCAAAGACUAUAAUAAACAAACGGCCAGGGAGACAUGCAGCGUUGCUGGAGUUGGAACGCAUUCAAAAUACUGAGGAGCAGAAAGAGAAAGAGAUGAGGCAAAUUCGAUUUCAGACUAUCAAGAUGAAGAAUAAACUGAAGUAUUAUGAGCACCAGCUGAAAGCGAAGGAGGAGCUGGCAGGUGGAUUAAACCUCAUUGACUAUGAGCAGCUGAAAAUCGAGAACCAGUCUUACGGUGAGAAAAUUGAGGAGCGCAAUGAGGAAGUCACAAAGAUGCGGAAGAAGAUUGCAUUUACCAUUGGCAUGAUGACCCACAUCAAGGAGAAGCUGGAGUAUGUGGAGGCUGAGAAUAUAGAGAAGAAAACCCAGCUCAUGGACCUUGAGGCCAUCGUGGCCCAGGUAUCAGGAUGGGGAUGGACGGGGGCCACUCGGGAGGUGUUGAGGAAACGGGAAAUCCUGACAAAAACCAAACAAGCACGGGACAGAGUCCGGGCAGCCAAUUUCAAACUGAAGGAGAAGUGUGGCCUCCUGUGCAACAAAGUGCUGCUUCGUGACUAUGAGGAUAAUGUAGACACCAGCGAUAGACUGCAGCAAAAGCUGGAGGUACUGAAACGGCAGCACGCUGAUCUGACACUCGACUCCUAUGGUAUCAAGAAGAAAAUUGAGUGGGUGAAGACGGGACAGUUACAGACUCAGUAACAGCCCCUUCAGGGGAGCGUUUACAUUUUAUUCUGUUAUUAUAAAUAUUAAAUCAGCUGGCAUCUACACAUUUGUUUUACCUUUUGUUGCAGUAAGAAACAGACAAGGGGCAGCUUGUAUUGAUGUGGUAAGCCACGAGAUGAGCACAGCUACCAGUGAUCAAACUCUCUCUAUUUGUAGACGGGGAAACAAAUAACACAAUCGCAGCCCAUCUACAGUUUUCUAACCUCAUUAUCCGGCUCAAACCCAGCAUAAAACGUAAAGCUCAUUCGUAAACUUCAGUAGAUGUGAAUGUGAUUACUUAACACAGUGCUCGUUCCUACUUAACUAUAGUUACUGAAUCAACUCAUUGACAAAUUACAUUCUACCUCUCCCAUCUUACAGGAGAGAAUAUCAAUUGAUAGUUUUACAGAUUAAAUACAGAUGAGAUUGCAAAGAUUAACUUUUGACAUUAGCUAUAAGUAGCAGUUAACCACAAAACAAAAUGUCACAUCAGCAACAUGAACAUAUUUAAACUAAUAGCGCUCUUCACAAACAUUGUCUAAAAACUGACAGCGACAUUUAAUAUUUCUGGCUGAUGGAAUUGAACAGGAAUGUGAAUUACUGUACACAGUAGCUCUAAUAGUAAUCUUGCUUCAUCUGCUUCACUGUAGUUGCUGUAUCAGCUACAAUGUAGGCCAGUCACUGAUGCCUAUGUAGCAUUUCCCAGUUUCAGACGAUACCAUACUGAGCCAGUUCAUGCAGCUCCAAGUGGCUGAAUGCCUCCCAAGGACAGAUCACCGUGAUAUCUGUAAAAAUUAGAGGGUCUAUUAACUGGUCUUUUCUAUCAACUUCUCCAUGUUGAUUUUUGAAAGCACCAACUCUGAGGUACAGGGCUCCGUAAGUGCCUUGUCCACGUGGUUAUUAAACAUAGUUGUGUGCAAGUUCAGCACUUGCCGCCCCUGUGAGAUCAGAUUAAAAUUCAGUGCUUUUGAGUGAGUGGUUAGGAAUGACUUCUUUACAUACCUGUGCCAAGGCCCUCCAUGCCAGGAAUAUCAUCUCCAAAUCUGCAGAAGAAUGAGAAUCAGUGUCUGAAACCCCACUUAGCACAAAG
Stegostoma tigrinum is the source of this 3196-nucleotide messenger RNA. RefSeq names its product coiled-coil domain-containing protein 96. Lineage: Eukaryota; Metazoa; Chordata; Chondrichthyes; Orectolobiformes; Stegostomatidae. The transcript has 11 exons. The coding region runs from base 628 to 2103 and encodes 491 amino acids. Gene Ontology annotation, biological process: cilium assembly. Gene Ontology annotation, cellular component: ciliary basal body; axoneme. The record is from RefSeq and is a predicted model, not a curated record.